Salarias fasciatus (jewelled blenny) is the source of this 2576-nucleotide messenger RNA. RefSeq names its product sphingomyelin phosphodiesterase 3 (gene smpd3). The transcript is spliced from 9 exons. Gene Ontology annotation, molecular function: sphingomyelin phosphodiesterase activity. The record is from RefSeq and is a predicted model, not a curated record. Gene Ontology annotation, biological process: sphingomyelin metabolic process. Bases 385 to 2514 code for a protein of 709 amino acids. Gene Ontology annotation, cellular component: extracellular region; cytoplasm. Lineage: Eukaryota; Metazoa; Chordata; Actinopteri; Blenniiformes; Blenniidae.
UCCCUCUAUCGAUCCGCUCCUUCACUCAGGUCCCGAGGAAGUCGUGAUCUUUAAUGGAUGCCCCCCUCUGGAGGUCGUUUGAGUCCUCGCAAUCACAAGUUCGUCAUCAAGGGAGAAGCUUGCAGCAUGGCCACCCCCCGCCUCCAGACUCUCUCCCGUCCCGUGGGGGGGUGUAGCUGCUGAGGGAGGGGUCUCGAGGCUGGGACACGCUCUGCCUGUGCCUGUAAAAACCAUCCAAACCAUGUAGUGGGCCUUUCUCCAAGGAGGGGGGAGGGUCUACAUUUCAGCCUGCUUUCUUUUUUUUAGUGUUGCUUUGUGUCACCUGUGGAGGAGGUGAAGAGUGUGUGUGUGUUUGUGUGUGUGUGUGUGGAUCCAGAGAGAGCGAUGGUCCUGCACAUCACUCCUUACUCCAGUGCCUGCCUGCACUUCCUGGACGGCUUGUCGUGGAGCCUGGUGUUCCCCUGCUACUGGCUCCUGGACCGGCUGCUGGCGUCCUGCGUGGCCACCUCGCUGGAGAAGCGCCAGCGCUCCCAGGACCCCUGCUCCUUCCUCACGCUGUGCGUCCUGAUCUCAGCGCCGCUCUACCUGCUCCUCGUCCUCGCCUCCCUGCCCUUCGCCCUGCUGGGCUUCAUCCUCUGGGCUCCCCUGCAGGCGGUCCGCCAGCCCUACCUGUACACCUUCCACAGAGCUGACAAACACCAGGCGGAGCAGGGCCAAGGGGGCGCUGGGAUCGGGGAAUGGAGACCCCAGGGCAGGAGCUUCUGUUUCUGCAGUGCCAACGUUUGCCUGCUGCCCGACUCGCUGGCCCGAUUCAACAACCUGUCAGACACACACAGGAGGGCACGCGAGGUGGGCAAGAGGAUCCGCAACGGCGCCAGUAGACCCCAGAUCAAAAUCUAUAUCGACUCGCCCACCAACACGUCCAUCAGUGCAGCGUCCUUCAGCAGUCUUGCCACAGGUUUCCGUCGCACCUCCUCUCUGGAUCAACGUCCAGAUCAAACCCAUACCAACGGCCCAGCGGAUCCCGAAACCGAGCCCCUCACCGAGUGCCCGAUUCACCCGUCGGGUGGCACAGACUGCCCCGUUCACCCGUCUGCAGGAACCCAGGGGUCUCCCGAAUGCCCCGUUCACCAUGAUAAAGCAGAAGGCUCACCGGUAGACUGUCCCCUUCACAACAGCUCAGACUGCCCCGUGCACACCUCAGCGGAAGGUCCCGACUGUCCCGUGCACUCUCCGGCUUCUCCAGACUGCCCCAUGCAUGGGGAUGGGACGCACCCGAAACCCACCGCAGACUGCCCACUUCACACGUCCGGGGUUCAGAUCAGCAUCAGCGCUCCAGAGCCGGACCCGGAGGAGGAGGGCGACACCGGAAACCACCGGUCCGGGGAGCAGAUGGGCGCAGACACCGGCAGCAUGACCGCCUCCCGGGAGUCCCUCGCCCGCUACCACGGGAACGACGGUGGCGUGGGAAUAUCCUCCAACAACACCCUCUCACACGUCCCACGCACGUCCAUCUUCAAGCGCGCGGCUCGAAAACGCCGUCAUGGAGAUGAGACAUUCGACCACGAGAUCUCUGCCUUUUUCCCCGCCAACUUGGAUUUCCUGGCUCUGCAGGAGGUUUUCGACCACGGGGCGACCACCAGGCUGCGGGGGCAGCUGCACCGCUACUUCCCCUACGUCCUGAGCGACGUGGGUCGCUACGGCUGGAAGGGCUGCUGCUCCAGGUUCAAGUUUCUGAACAGCGGGCUGAUUCUGGCCAGUCGCUACCCCAUCCUGGAUGCACGUUACGAGUGUUACCCCAAUGGGAGAGGGGAGGACGCACUGGCAGCCAAGGGAGCUCUGUUUGCCAAGGUUCACGUGGGCACCUCGCAUCAGGAGCAGAGAGUGGUGGGAUACCUCACGUGUACGCACCUCCAUGCCAUCGAAGGCGAUUCGUCAGUCCGAUGUGAGCAGCUGGACUUAUUGCUCCAGUGGGGCGCCGAGUUUCGCCAGUCCUCAUCCCAACCGCCUGAAGGAGAGAAGGUGCUGGAAGACCUGGUGGCCUUCGACGUCAUCCUGGGAGACCUCAACUUUGACAACUGCUCUUCAGAGGACAAGCUGGAGCAGCAGCAUGCACUUUUUACUCAAUACAAGGACCCAUGUCGCCUGGGGCCAGGGGAGGACAAACCGUGGGCUCUGGGUACCCUCCUGGAUCCCAGUGGCCUUUACGAUGACGACGUCAGCUCACCUGAAAGUUUACAAAAAGUGAUGGAGAACGAGGAGGGCAGGAAGGAGUACCUGGUGUUUCCUCCCAGUAAGAGCCAGUGUCCCGCCAGCAGUCAGAAGGGCAGGAAGAUCCCCCUGAAGGGCAACGGGCGGCGGAUCGACUACAUCCUCUACAGUGACGAGGGCCUGCAGCAGGACUGGAAGCUGGAGUUGGAGGAGUUCAGCUUCGUCACCCAGCUGGCGGGGCUCACGGACCACCUCUCCGUGGCCAUGCGUCUGGCUGUUUCCACCGGAGAGGAGGAGCCUUAGACACCCCGCCUCCACUCUUCCUCUGCUUUUCUACAAGAAUCCAAUUACUGCCAUGGAGGGUC